UGAAAAGUUCCUCGUGUGAUAUAAGCGAUUGCAAACCAUUCAAGUACUAUCUUCUUUCUGUGUAAGGUUCCCGGCCUUGCCUGUUGAGCGGAGAAGCAGAUCGUCUAGGGAUCAAAGACAGAGAAAUUUGGACAAAAUGUCAAAUGAAGCUCCUGGCAUGAUUUACAGGCAUCUUGGCCGCACCGGCCUUAAGGUGUCCGCCCUGAGCUACGGGGCGUGGGUGACAUUCGGCAAUCAGAUUGGCGUACCGCAGGCCAAGAAGCUCAUGCAGCAGUGCUGGGAUGGUGGCAUCAAUUUCUUCGACAAUGCUGAGGUUUAUGCAGAUGGCAAGGCUGAGGAGGUCAUGGGUGCUGCCAUCAAGGAGCUUGGAUGGAAGCGCAGCGACUAUGUAAUUUCGACCAAGAUCUUCUGGGGUGGCAAGGGUGUGAACGACAAGGGGCUCUCUAGAAAGCACAUCAUUGAGGGCAUAAAGGCAUCCCUGAAGCGUCUGCAGCUGGAUUACGUGGACCUUAUUUUCUGCCAUCGGCCCGACACCACUACUCCCAUCGAGGAGACUGUGCGCGCCAUGAACUUUGUCAUCGACCAGGGCUGGGCAUUCUACUGGGGCACAUCUGAGUGGACUGCUCAGCAGAUCACUGAAGCUUGGGCGAUUGCAGACCGUCUGAAUCUCAUUGGACCCGCCAUGGAGCAGCCCGAGUACUCUCUGCUCGAGAGGAAGAAGGUGGAGGUGGACUAUGCCCCCCUGUACAAGAAGGUGGGCCUGGGCCUGACCACCUGGAGCCCUCUGGCUUCUGGGAUGCUGACUGGCAAGUACGCCAAGGACCAUGUUCCCGCUGACAGCCGCCUGGCUUUGGAGAUGUACAAGGGCCUCAAGGAGAAGAAGCUGAUAGAGGCCAACCUCGACAGGGUGGACAAGCUGAAGCCCAUUGCCAAGGAGCUGGACUGCACACUGGCGCAACUCGCGCUCGCGUGGUGCUUGAAGAACAGCGAUGUCUCCACCGUCAUCACUGGAGCCACCAAGCCAGAGCAGAUUAAGGACAACUUUGGAGCCCUGAAUGUGGUGCCGAUGCUGACACCUGAGGUCCUGGAGAAGAUUGAGGAGGCUGUGGGCACCAAGCCAGAUGCAUUCGCUGUCUACCGCUGAGUGAUACUCUGCGUUUGGAGUAAUAGAGCUCACACUGUACAGAGUCACAAAGCUAGCAACACAAGCAGCAAUCCAAACAUGAUGAAUCUGCAUGAUGAAUCUGCAAGAGAAUCCGUCCUUGUGUGCAAUUGCAUUCCUUGGACUCUGGAGCUUGAUUUUGAUCGUAUGUCAAUCAAACAAAUGACCUUGGCUUAGAGGCUCAUGUGGUAGGUUCUGUUUAGAGACCUAGGAGAUCUGUGUCUUCUAUUGUUACCUGUGAGGAGAGCAAGCAAUGUCUAACUUUUGUACAGCAUCUCAUAGACCAUCUCAGGUGACCUCUUGGUAUUCUUAUUGAGAGCUUGCACAUUCUCUUUGAUGUACAGGAUCUGCUAGACUGAUGAUCAAUGAAAUAUAAACUCUGUAAAAAUCAUGCAUGGUC
Messenger RNA from Coccomyxa subellipsoidea C-169, 1562 nucleotides. RefSeq lists its product as hypothetical. The record is from RefSeq and is a predicted model, not a curated record. Gene Ontology annotation, cellular component: cytoplasm. Gene Ontology annotation, biological process: potassium ion transport. The transcript is spliced from 12 exons. Bases 137 to 1144 code for a protein of 335 amino acids. NCBI's taxonomy places the organism in Eukaryota, Viridiplantae, Chlorophyta, Trebouxiophyceae, Coccomyxaceae. Gene Ontology annotation, molecular function: voltage-gated potassium channel activity.